AGGUGCUGUUAAUGUAAUCGACAUAACGGCCACACUUUCCUUUUACAUCGAUUUAAUAUUACAAAACUUUUACUCACAUCUGGAAAACGCCGAUAUAUUAGAGUUUUUCUCCAUCAUUAGAAUUAUGCGAUUAUUCAAAUUGACCCGACAUUCGGCGGGUCUUAAGAUUUUAAUACAGACUUUCAAAGCGAGUGCCGGAGAAUUGAUUUUAUUAGUGUUUUUUCUGGUGCUCGGAAUUGUGAUCUUCGCCAGUCUUGUGUAUUAUGCGGAACGCAUACAAUCAAACCCAGACAAUGACUUCAACUCAAUACCUCUGGGCCUCUGGUGGGCAUUGGUUACUAUGACCACAGUUGGAUACGGAGAUAUGGCGCCAAAGACAUACGCCGGGAUGUUUGUGGGCGCUCUGUGCGCGUUGGCCGGUGUGCUGACGAUAGCACUGCCGGUGCCGGUCAUAGUGUCCAACUUCGCUAUGUUUUACUCACACACUCAGGCGAGAGCUAAACUGCCAAAGAAGAGACGACGAGUGGUGGCCGUCGAGCAGCCGACGCGGCCUAUACCAGCAUUUUGUGGCAUUAGAGAUAUGGCGCCAAAGACAUACGCCGGGAUGUUUGUGGGCGCUCUGUGCGCGUUGGCCGGUGUGUUGACGAUAGCACUGCCGGUGCCGGUCAUAGUGUCCAACUUCGCUAUGUUUUACUCACACACUCAGGCGAGAGCUAAACUGCCAAAGAAGAGACGACGAGUGGUG
Molecule: messenger RNA, 745 nt
Organism: Medioppia subpectinata
Lineage: Eukaryota; Metazoa; Arthropoda; Arachnida; Sarcoptiformes; Oppiidae
Source: the annotation of a GenBank genome assembly